AUGAAGAACUCACCUUCCAUCUCUCAAAGUUUGCCCAUGACCACCCCGCAAUCAACUGCUCUCCAAGGGCAGCAUAAGCAAGCCUGCUCGCUCUGCGCAAGAAGAAAGAUCAAAUGCGACAAAUCCGAACCCUGUUCAAACUGUACAAAAGCACAUGCCCAAUGCCAAUAUGAGGGACCCGCGCCGCCGCGACCUCGCAAGAGAGCUGCUGAUGAGGAGCUACUUGCCCGCUUAGCCUCCUACGAGGACCUGAUGCGGAAGCACAAAGUCGACUUUGUGCCGUAUUCUCAUGGCUGGAUUACGUCUGGUCCUCAAGGACAGAUCAAGCAAGAUGACUCACGAACAACUACCUCUGCAGGUUCCUCGCUGAACCAUCAAGGCUCAACGUCUCAGGUGCUGAAGGACAUUCCCAUGGCGACGGAACGCUGUCUUUGGUCGACUCUCCCAACAGAGCUCAUGUACCCGCCCACCCAGUUUCUGGCCCGCAGAGAAGACCCCCUUCACGUCCCCACGCCAUCACUUCAUGUCUUAAUGACGGGUGUUCAGCCCGAACUGUCCCAGCUGCAUCCAGAUCCGAGACAUAUUUACCGGUUCUGGCAAAUCUUUGUCGAGUCCGUCAACCCAUUGUUGAAGAUCGUACACGUGCCGACUCUGCAGCAACAAGUCCUGGACGCAAGUUGGAAUCCGGCUGGCGCAUCGAAACCUCUCACCGCCACCCUCUUUGCCAUCUAUAGUCUGGCUGUCACUUCAACAAGCAUUGAUGACUGCCAGGCUACCUUUGGCGAGGCCAGAAGCACGCUGAUGUUGCGCUAUCGAACCGCCGCCCUACGUGCUCUUAUAGAGGCUGACUUUCUCAUGACGCGAGACUUUGACGUCUUGCAAGCCCUUGCGCUCUUUCUCUUCUCUGAUCCAGACUCGGAGUUGACAUCCACUCUGACAGGUGCCGCCAUCAGGAUCGGCCAGAAGAUGGGUCUGAACCGACCAAAGCCAGACCCAAAGAUAUCGGUGUUUGAGACCGAAAUGCGCAUACGUCUAUGGUGGCAGUUGACUGGGUUAGACUGUAGAGUCAGGGUCGUCAAAGUUGCGGGCAUGCGACUUCUGCCGUCCGAGAUUGAAUUUGGCGACAUUCGCCUCCCGCUCAACGUCAACGACGCGGAUUUGCAUCCGGAAAUGACCGAGUUGCCAGCGGAGCAAUCCGGUCCAACAGAGAUGCUAUACGUGUUGAUGAAGUUUGAAACCUAUAACAUCAUCAGAUCCUCCGCCACGGCUGUCACGGUCUAUGACGUUAUCAUUCACGGUCCUGGCAAGGACAAACCACCUUCGAAGCGGGAAGACGACGCUAUUGACGAGAUCGAGGCCAUUUACCAUGAAAAAUUCAUUCGUCACCUGGACAGGAAUAUUCCUCUUCAUGCGCUCGUAUACACCAUGACGAAGCUCACGUUGGCUCGUUUCCGGUGCAAAGUUCACAGCCCGCGAGGGAGGGCCAACAGCAAUGGAGAGGUGCUCAUGACGCGCGAGGAAGGGAACCAAGUUUUUGAUUGCAGCGUGACUUGGUUGGAAAUGAUGGAGAUUGCUAUUGGCAGCAAGUUCUCCUCGUACUUUAUUGCCCAUAUGACAACCAAGUUCACCGUAGAUGUGUACAUCUACAUCAUCAGUGAUCUCCGCAAAAGGGUCUCUGGGGAGCGGGUGAAUUUGGCCUGGAAGCUCGUCGGGAGUCUUUACGAAGAUCACCCAGAACUCAUCGAGAAUACGCAAAGUUCCUUCUUCGUCGCGUUGGGCGAUCUGACUUUGGAAGCUUGGGAAGCUAGGAGGAGGGAGUCUGUCAACGUCCAGGGAAGUCUUGAUGGCGAUAGUUCGCCGCGGUAUAGUUCGCCGCGGUAUAUUCAGUUGCUUCGGGACCAGAGACAACAGAAAGCCGCGCCAGCUCCACAGGUGCCGGCGUCAGACCUUCAUACUCUCGACCCGCUCGCACUCACUGAUUCAGCAAACUUGGACUGGGAUUACUGGAAUGAUUUCUUGCGACUGUAA
Molecule: messenger RNA, 2028 nt
Organism: Colletotrichum orchidophilum
Lineage: Eukaryota; Fungi; Ascomycota; Sordariomycetes; Glomerellales; Glomerellaceae
Product: fungal specific transcription factor
Exons: 3
Coding region: 1-2028 (675 amino acids)
Biological process (GO): DNA-templated transcription; regulation of DNA-templated transcription
Molecular function (GO): zinc ion binding; DNA binding; DNA-binding transcription factor activity, RNA polymerase II-specific
Source: RefSeq, a predicted model, not a curated record